AUGGAAGCAUCACAAUGGCUAACAUUGACGCCCAUUGUAGCGAAAAACGCAGCGCCUGCUGCUGGACCCUACUCCCACGCUGUCAAGACCCCAACCAGCAUCUACUGUUCCGGUCAGCUUCCUGCCGAUUCGCAGGGCAACCUGGUCGAAGGAUCGAUUCAAGAAAAGACUGCGGCGUGUAUCAAGCAACUCCAGACCAUUCUUGAGGAGGCUGGUUCCUCCAUUGCGAAGGUAGUCAAGGUCAACAUCUUCCUUACCGAUAUGGGCAACUUUGCUGGCAUGAAUGAGGAAUACGCAAAGUGGUUCACUCACAAACCAGCCCGCAGCUGCGUGGCUGUCAAGCAGCUGCCUAAGAACGUCGAGGUGGAGAUUGAGGCCAUUGCGCUGCCCUAA
Molecule: messenger RNA, 393 nt
Organism: Exophiala dermatitidis NIH/UT8656
Lineage: Eukaryota; Fungi; Ascomycota; Eurotiomycetes; Chaetothyriales; Herpotrichiellaceae
Product: endoribonuclease L-PSP
Exons: 4
Coding region: 1-393 (130 amino acids)
Cellular component (GO): mitochondrion; cytosol
Molecular function (GO): deaminase activity
Source: RefSeq, a predicted model, not a curated record